AUGGGGGAUCUGAGGGGUGAGUUGGAGGUGGAAGUAGAGCUCAAGUCUCCGGCUAACAAGUUUUAUGACGUGUUCAAGGGUAAGGUGCAUCAACUGCCCAAUUGCACCCAGAGGAUUCAGGAUGUCAAGCUCCAUGAAGGCGAGUGGCACUCUCAUGGCGCCAUCAAGCAUUGGACCUAUGUCCUCCCCGACGGGAAAGUGGAGAGUAGAAAAGAAAAGUUCUAUAUAGACGAUGAGAAUGAGACGCUGAGGCUUGAGUUCUUCGAAGGAGACCCAUUGAAGGACCUCAAAGUGUACAAUGGAAUACUGAAGGUGAGUCCCAAGGGUGACAAUGGUGGAGUGGCACACUGGACCCUAGAGUACGAGCGACGCAGCCCAUCUAUCCCUCCCCCUCACCACUACCUCGACUUCGCCAUCCAUCUCACCAAAGAACUCGAUGCUACUCUCGCCAGCACUUAA
This is a messenger RNA of Malania oleifera, 459 nucleotides long. RefSeq names its product MLP-like protein 34. NCBI's taxonomy places the organism in Eukaryota, Viridiplantae, Streptophyta, Magnoliopsida, Santalales, Ximeniaceae. Bases 1 to 459 code for a protein of 152 amino acids. The transcript has 2 exons. Gene Ontology annotation, biological process: defense response. The record is from RefSeq and is a predicted model, not a curated record.